This is a messenger RNA of Salmo salar (Atlantic salmon), 3292 nucleotides long. Its product is annotated as trafficking protein particle complex subunit 14. Gene Ontology annotation, molecular function: alpha-tubulin binding. Gene Ontology annotation, biological process: cilium assembly. NCBI's taxonomy places the organism in Eukaryota, Metazoa, Chordata, Actinopteri, Salmoniformes, Salmonidae. The record is from RefSeq and is a predicted model, not a curated record. Gene Ontology annotation, cellular component: TRAPPII protein complex.
GUGAUCGACUGGUUGUACUGAAGGACAAUGCAAAGUGAAGAGUCGGUUGCAGGUUCAUCGACUGAUGGCCACAAUGAAUUGGAUUUUAAAUGUUUAUUAUUGAGAAUAUAUUUAUAGAAAAUAGGCCAGCUGUCGACGCUGGUCAUAAACGGAGACUGUAACUCCAAAAGGGGUGUGAAUCGUAUUAGCUUGUUUGUAUGUGGCAAUAACCGGGUAAAUAAGCUAGCUAACGUUAGCAAUGGUUCUAAUGAUGGAAUCGCAAUGCGAGUAUUUUAUGUAUUUCCCUGCUGUUCCCAUCACGGACCUUUCCGACCCGUCAAAAUACCGAACUCUCCCCCGUCGCAGUCACCUCUAUCUCGGCGAGACCGUGCAGUUCUUGUUGGUCCUGCGGUCCAGAGAUGAAAGGUCAGGUUCGGGCGGGACAAAGGGAAACGGGGAUAGUGACAGCGGUACCCGGGCUUGGAAGGAGCUGGUAGGUUCCCUCUCCGCUGUAGCAAGUGUCUGCCCCGGCGAGAGCCGACAUCGCUCCCAACUUCACCCCCACGAGUUCCAGAGAAGCUACAGCGACGACGGUGCAGACGAGGACCCCGACGAGGUUGACUUUGCUGUGGGUACAGCCCAUAUAGGCAGAAGGGAGUCCAGGAACCGAGGCUUCAGAGAAUGCAAGCCGCUUCUCAUUCACAAUAACACGGGGAGUGAUGGGCGGCAGUAUCGGCGGGCACCGAUGCAGUCACCCAUGGACAAGCCAGUGGUACUGAACGAUGAGGUCAUCUUCCCUCUGACCGUCUCAUUGGACAAACUCCACGUCAACACGCUCAAGGUCAAGAUCGUAGUGACAGUGUGGAAGCAGGAGAAGGAGAAGGCAGAGAUCAGGGAACAUGGUUACCUCACCAUCCUACAGCUGAGGAGUCCCACACACACAUUCAGACAGGACCUCAACACCUUCAAGGCCCAGGUCAGCACCACCCUGAGUGUUCUUCCUCCUCCGACUGUGAAAUGUCAACAGAUUACCGUCUCCGGGAAGCACCUGACCGUUCUCAAAGUAUUAAACUCCAGUUCCCAGGAGGAGGUGUGUGUUAGGAACGUGAGGGUUCUUCCUAACUUCAACGCGUCCUAUCUCCCCAUGAUGCCCGACGGCUCUGUACUCCUAGUGGACAAUGUCUGCCACCAAUCAGCGGAGGUUACCAUGACAUCAUUCCACAGAAUGAACAGUAGCUCCUCCCACCUCCCCAUCAUGCUCUCUGCCCUGGAGGAGCAGAACUUCCUGUUUCAGCUGCAGCUCAGAGACCAGCCAGAGGAAGAGUCCAGCGAGGGUCUGGAGGUUCCAUUGGUGGCUGUGCUGCAAUGGUCUACCUCUAAGCUUCCAUUUACCAGGUACAUUUCGACCCACUACCAGCUACCCAGCGUGAGACUGGACCGCCCCCGUUUGGUGAUGACAGCUUCCUGUCAGAGUGCCGUGAGGCCGCAGGAGCACUUCCGGGUCAAAUACACCCUCCUCAACAACCUGCAGGACUUCCUGGCUGUACGCCUGGUCUGGACACCCGAAGGUCGUGGUCGGCAGGAGGACCCGUCAGCGAGUUCUGUGGUGUGUCACUCCCCCCUCAACAACUUGGGACAGUGUCGGAAAGGGUCCACCCUCUCCUUCACAGUUGCCUUCCAGAUACUCAAGGCAGGACUUUUUGAGUUAAGCCAGCACAUGAAGCUGAAGCUCCAGUUCACAGCGUCCUGUUCCAACCCUCCUGCUGAGGCCAGACCCAUGUCUCUGUCCCUGUCCCGUAACAACUCUCCCUCCAGCCCUGUUGUUAGAGACCUGCUGGACAGACAGAGUCUGGGACGGUCACAGAGCUUCUCUCACCAACAACCCUCACGGUCGCAUCUUAUGAGGACGGGCAGUGUUAUGGAGCGCCGGGCCAUCACUCCUCCAGUGGGAUCUCCAGUGGGUCGACCCCUCUACCUUCCCCCCGAACGCCCCGUCCUCUCACUGGAUAAGAUCGCCAAGAGAGAGUGUAAGGUAUUGGUACUGGAACUUGGAAGAGACUGGGAGAGCGAGCGAGGGAGGGAGGGUUGGAGGAACGAGGUAGAGAGGAAAUAAGAUGUAAUGGGAGAUUUAGAGGAAGAGGGGGGGAGGGAGGGAGAACAUUUCUCAUUGAGCUUUUCAUCCAACCUGAAACAAAACGCAAGAACUGUUUCACAUAAAAAUACAGACCACAGUCACCACACUGAAUGACUUACUCUACAUGAUCCACAUCAUUUCAAGACACCGGAGAAGUUACUUUCAACACAAUUCUUUUUUUUUACUAUUAUUUCAACAUUCUGUUUUAUUCCUUGUUUUAUGUCUUGGUGUGUAAUUAAAUAUGUAAAUAACUGUUUUACACAAAAAAACAUCGGGUGGCGAGCUAGAUCUGCAGUAAUAUUUGUGCUGCCAUUUAACGUGAAAAUAACAGGGUUUGGUUAAUUAACAAACUUUUAAUACAUUGUCUAACUAAUACUGUUAAGUGUUCUCUAACACUGUUCUGCAUGUGACAUGUUUGAUGUAAAACUUUGGAUGUUAAAGCUAGAGUCCUUGAGUCAAACAAUAACAAGCAUCCACCCCGCCUCUGUUUUUGUAAAACGCUUUGGCAUAGGCCUGGAGUGAUGUAACCACUGUCAUAGACAGAGCUAUGGAUGCAAGGACUGACCUUCCAUGAUAUCAACAUUAGAAUUUAGCCAUGUUUUGAAGGACUGACCUUCCAUGAUAUCAACAUUAGAAUUUAGCCAUGUUUUGAAGGACUGACCUUCCAUGAUAUCAACAUUAGAAUUUAGCCAUGUUUUGAAGGACUGACCAUCCAUGAUAUCAACAUUAUAAUUUAGCCAUGUUUUGAAGGACUGACCAUCCAUGAUAUCAACAUUAUAAUUUAGCCAUGUUUUGAAGGACUGACCUUCCAUGAUAUCAACAUUAUAAUUUAGCCAUGUUUUGAGGCUGUACGGUGUUUGUUCACAUUGUUUUACUCCAAUAGUUGUACACAAACUUAUAUUUUGGGUUCUGACGGGGUACAACAGUUGCUCAUGAGGCAUUUAUAAUAUUCUUCAAGAAUCAAUGGGUAUAUAUAAUUCAUAAGUAAAAAAAAAAUAUGUAUGUAGCAACUAAGGAUUCUAGCUUUAACAAAAGCGCCAGGAUGACCCAGAGAAAGGGCCGAGUUCGGUUUCAUUGUGGAAAAAAGAUAGUUUCACUGUUGUUACAAUGUAUUGUAGUUUAGUGACUAAGGGCCACAGUCUCUACACUGGAUUUAAAACAUUUAAUAUUUUGUCUUUA